CUACAAAAGGCCUUUAAAACAAAGCCAAGCUGUAAUUAAGAAAAAAAAAGUAAACAAAACUUAGUAAAACGGAAUUACAUAAAUUAUCCAUCCCAAACUUGGUUGCAUUGCACUGCAUUGGGCGAAACUUUAACUCAAUACACACAGUCAAGUGCAAAUUCUAUGUAAAGUGUGUGAGUGUGUGUGUGUGUGCGCGCAUGUUUUUAUAUGGCCUUCCUUUCUUCCUCAUUUGCUUUUCCUCCAUCUCCAACAUAAGUGCAUUGGAAGAUGCUUUAAACAGAAACACAACAAAAUAACUUGCACAAGUUAGCCACUCUAAUCCAUCACGCUAACCGAUACCUACUCCCAAUGCGCUUUUGUCGCCUGUCUGUAAUGCGCGUUUAGUGUACGUACAGUGAAAAAAGUGUUAACCAAUUUUUUUUAAAAAAAGACAACCUCAAACGUCAGUGUAAAUCACGAAUUACAAAACGAAAAUAUUACAACAACAACAAUAAGUAAAUUCAAUUAAUGUUGUUAUUAUUGCACAAUAAUCGCUUGUGUAAAUUAAAUUUAACAUUAAUACGUUUUAAUUAAAAUAAACGCCCUUAUUUCACAUUCCUAUGCUAAAAGUCAGUUGCAGCAGCUGCAGUCAUUUUAAAAUGCGGUCACAAUUCAUAUUUGCCAUCAUCGUGGUGUUGGUGGGAUCAACCGUUGCCAGUAAUCUGGCAGGAUAUGAGGGCUACAACAAAUACACGAUAUUCCAUGACAGAGAGGAAGCCUUCAACUACAUGGUUGAGCUCCAAACACAAGAUGUUGAUUUAGAUUUUUGGCUAUUGUCACGUAAUAUGUCCAUUGUUUCGGUCAGUCCCAUAAUGCAACCUAUCUUCGAAGAACGCCUACAUGAACUGGGUGUAACAUAUCAAGCUAAGCCUUUGAUGGAAGAGAUGAGAUUGUUCAAUGAAACCAUAAGCAGCAGCAAUGAAAGUGACUGUGAGGGUUCCCACUGUGAACGUAGCAGAACAAGAAGACAGGCACGUGGUUUCUUUGCACAUUUUCCACGAUACACUGAGAUUUUAGGUUUCAUGAGUGCUUUGUCCCACCGUUAUCCUCAAUACUGUCGCUAUGAGUCCUUGGGUCGCUCUUCUGAAGGACGCCACUUGGCAGUGUUGUCCAUAUCUUUGAACAGCCGCGUUCGUCAACGUCGUGUUGCGUAUAUACAAGCUGGCACCCAUGGUCGCGAAUGGAUUACCCCAUUGUCGGUGUUGUACUUUGCCAAUGAGAUUUUGACUAAUAUCAGAGCUUUCCAAAGAGUGCUCAGUGAUGUUGAAUUGUAUUUGUUGCCCUUGGUGAAUCCCGAUGGCUAUGAAUAUUCCUUUACCAAUGAUCGUUUCUGGCGUAAGAACAGACAUCGUUAUCCCGGCCGUUCAUGUGUUGGUGUUGAUAUCAAUCGCAAUUUCCCCAAUAACUGGAAUGCUCGUGGUGCCAGUCAAAAUCUAUGCUCGGAAGUCUUCUCGGGUACUUCACCCGCCUCAGAACCCGAAACAGCAGCUAUUUCCCGCUACUUGGAAUACAAUCGUAAUCGUGUCAAGCUUAGCUUGGAUGUGCAUUCAUUUGGCAAAUUUAUUUUCUAUCCUUUCGGAUAUGCCAGAAACGCCUUUGCUCCCACCAGAGGUUUCCUGCACCAGGUGGCGUUACGUGCUGCAAGUCAAAUAGCCAAAUAUCGUGGCACUACUUACAAUGUGGGCACUUCUGCCAACAUUUUGUACGAAGCUUCGGGUGGCCUGGAUGAUUAUGCCUAUGGAAAUUUGGGUAUACCCAUGUCCUUUACCCUGGAGUUGCCCGGUGAUAAUUUCCAGGUGGCCAACUCUGACAUCAUACACAUUUGUAAGGAAACUUUUGCCGGUUUUGUGGAAUUCGUGCGACACGUGAGCUUGUAUUAAAGCCAUGGAUGAUCAUUUAACUGCCCAAACCUUUUCCUUCCCUGCCAUCCCUUUCCUCCCUGCUGGCAUUGUCCUGCUUCAUGUUUUUAUUGAAGUAUGCCAUGAGCAAAUGCCACUCUAGUUUAUUAGUAUUGAUUUUAUUUAUAUCCCCCCAAAUGCUAGGAUGCUGCUGUAGCAGCAUCGAGGCAUUCGA
Stomoxys calcitrans (stable fly) is the source of this 2112-nucleotide messenger RNA. Its product is annotated as carboxypeptidase B. The transcript is spliced from 6 exons. The coding region runs from base 600 to 1919 and encodes 439 amino acids. Gene Ontology annotation, biological process: proteolysis. Gene Ontology annotation, molecular function: zinc ion binding; metallocarboxypeptidase activity. NCBI's taxonomy places the organism in Eukaryota, Metazoa, Arthropoda, Insecta, Diptera, Muscidae. The record is from RefSeq and is a predicted model, not a curated record.